AUGCCAAACGAUCAGCCUAACGCCGGCGGCGCGUCUCCUAUGUAUAUCGUUGACGAAUACCCGAGGGAGCAUUACGUACCAGUGGCAACAGCCGGUGCGUAUAAACAUGUCCUGCUGGCUGGCACCGGCGGCGUUGGAGACACAUGGAUCUGCGUACGUAGCCCUUCGGCCGCUGCAGUUGCUUCCGCUUCGGAGACUCCUGCUGAAGAAGGUGGUCAGAUCCCUCUUUACGCAGUGAAAAUCCCAUCGAUGAGGAAGCAGGACUUUCUACCGCAGGAGAUCACUGCGCUGCAACAUGUAGCGUCAAUACCCGCCCCAACAAACCGACAUAUCCAGAAAUAUGUGGAUCAUGACCAAUCCGGGAGGAGUAAGGACGCGAACUGGCUCGCAAGUGAAGCGGUCAUAGGCUGUACGCUUCUGCAAAUGAUCCAAGCUGCAGGAGACAUGUUAACGCCGUUGCCAAAACCUCUUGUGCUAACGAUCGCACUGCAACUCUGCGAUGCUCUCCAAGCGCUUCGAGACAUGGAUUCGCAGUUCUCUCACGGAGACCUGGCCUUAAGUAACAUCAUGCUCGAUUUGGAAGAGCGAGGCGACAAAGGAGCUCCAACUGUUGUAGUGAUUGACUUUGGUCGCGGUCAUUCACGCACAAGCCCUCACGAAUACGACUUGGACCUGUCGACAUUCUACCGGGUUGUUGGUAAGAUUGCUGAGUUGCAACGUGAUCCAACUGCUGAUCAAGAUCCGCUUUGGGACAGCUUCGUGGGGUUCGUGGCCUCAUCUAACUGCUCUUUCGACAAAGCGCCAUACGAGACUUUCCGCACGCAGUUCCAGGCGUAUGGCAACAAGAUCUUGGAUAGCAUGUCGGAAGAAGAUGGGGAAGUCAUGGACGCGAUGUUGAAAGAAGCAUCGAAGGUCAUGCUGAAGGCUCGUGCAAUGGCUAAAGAAGCCGUUGAUAAGCAGAAUCAAGACUAA
Messenger RNA from Didymosphaeria variabile, 972 nucleotides. RefSeq lists its product as uncharacterized. NCBI's taxonomy places the organism in Eukaryota, Fungi, Ascomycota, Dothideomycetes, Pleosporales, Didymosphaeriaceae. The record is from RefSeq and is a predicted model, not a curated record. Gene Ontology annotation, biological process: protein phosphorylation. Gene Ontology annotation, molecular function: protein kinase activity; ATP binding. The transcript has a single exon. The coding region runs from base 1 to 972 and encodes 323 amino acids.